Molecule: messenger RNA, 4346 nt
Organism: Gadus morhua (Atlantic cod)
Lineage: Eukaryota; Metazoa; Chordata; Actinopteri; Gadiformes; Gadidae
Product: relA-associated inhibitor
Exons: 13
Coding region: 602-3214 (870 amino acids)
Biological process (GO): positive regulation of cell differentiation; regulation of transcription by RNA polymerase II
Molecular function (GO): transcription factor binding
Source: RefSeq, a predicted model, not a curated record
AUACUCCGAUUACCUUUAUUUACUUUUGGCUCGCUUGUGCCUUCCCGCGUGGUAUCUAAAACUAUCGUUGUGUUUAUUCCGAUUAUACGUUUAUUUUAUUAUAAAAUGGUUCUUCUGUAUAUGCUGUAUUUUAUCGUCUGUUCUAGGCUUCACUUCACCACGGGACGUUUUCUCCCUCGCAGUUUGGUUUAUUGCUCGGUCCGAGGAGGAGCUUGUCGAGACUUCUACUAAUGAAAAUCAGAUGUUUUCUGCCAGCCAACUCGGUAGCCAAAUUGCAGUAUAGAGAGAUGCACAAUGUUGGUGUAGUUCUUCAUGAGGGCUACUCAAUGUCUGCCUACAACCCAUGUUUGGGAAACAAAGCCAACGCUCUAAUCAGAAAACGUUGCCUACUCCUUCCUUUCUCUAUCUUUACAAAUAUCAGAACAUAAUGUUACGCGGCUUGGGGGUAUUGAAGAAGGAUACAGUUAGUGCGCAAUGAGAACCCGCUCGACAGCCUGGGUAAGGUUUAGAGAUACUCUACUUGCUGCAACCUGUGCCCAAACUAUUUGUUGGCUGACGGCACAUUUCUGCAACCACUUCACAGGAGUGUGAAAGCCACCGAAUGACCAUGACUUCCCAAACCGGAUACUCCAGUAACAUGAUGUUCCAGUCCAUCAGCAACGACCUGAACGCCUCGCUGGCGACGGCUGACGAGCUGUCCCGAGAGUUCAACUCCUUGAUGCAUGAGGCCACCCCCACUCCUCCUCAGCCUGGCCACCAGACCUCCUCCCUCCUCGACCCCGCCGCCGCCACCUCCUACUCCUCCUCCACCUCCUCGAUAUCGAGAGACAGGCCCAUGUCCGUCGCUCCGUCCAUGACCGCCGCCGCCGCCGCCGCCUCGAGCACCGCCGCCUCGAGCACCGCCUCCCGCUCGGACUCCAGCUCCAGCAUCCCCUCCUCCGCCUACUCCAGCUCCUACACCGGCUCGUCCUCCACCCCCAGGAUCUCCUGCCCCCAGGCGUCCAGCAAGGUGUCCUCCGUCGGCGUCCGGAGCUCCUCCUCCUCCUCCUCCUCCUCCUCCCUCCCCCCCCGCCCACACGACGCUCUCAUCGCCACCAGCAGCAGAAAGCUCCCCCCCUCCCCCCUCACCUCCCCUCAGCCGUCCUUUGACCCCAACACCCCGCUCAAACGUUACUCCGCCACCUUCACCUACGCCCAGCAGCAGCAGCAGCAGCAGCAGCAGCAGCAGGUCAGCCCCAACCAGUCGCCCCGGUCCGGGCGCCGCAACCGUAGCCCCCGCAGCCCCCGCAAGUCCCCCAGAUACAUGGAGAGCAGCCCCGCCCCCAGCCCCACCGGCGCCGCCGGCUUUGACCAAUGGCAGCACGGCGGCACCGCUCAGCCGAUGCACCCUUCCGGUGGUCUGCGGGUGCCGCACGACACGGGCUCGAUGGGUCGGAGGUCGCCCGGCGGCGACAGGAGCUCCUCCCCUCGCCCGUUUGGCGGAGGCGGCGGCCCCCUCCUCGCUAGCACGCUGCCGCGCAACUUUGGAGGCGUGAAGCACAAAGAGGAGGGUUUGCAGCAGCAGCAGACUACUGGCAGGUGGAACGAGACAGAUCUGGAUGCCUUCUCUUCUAAUAAGAAACAUCACCACACCUACGACACGUCGGAGUGGAUGAGGCCGGUGGUGCCCGGCAGCGGCUGGAGGGAGUCCAACCUCGACGGGCCGACGCCGGCCCCCGCCCAAAAGAAGGACUCUCUGUCGGGCUUCAACUACGGGCAGGGCUCGCUCCCGCGCAACACGCGCAUCGCAGUCCCCCCCGAUCCGCUGGCCCCCCCGCACUACCUGGCCCAACCAAUCGUAAGCCGCAUCUCCAUCCCCCCGGCCAACGCCAGGCCGCGCCAGCGCAAGCCCAUCCCGCUGUCGGUCAUCAUGCGCCUGCAGAACCCCAACUGGGCUGGGGAGCCCAUGGCCCAUCCUCACGGGCUGGGGAUGGCUGGAGACUUCCCGAUGGCCCCGCCCUCAGUCCGAGAGAUCCCGCCCCCUUCUUCCCUGCAGCCCGCGUUCUACGCCGAAGUGCUGAACUCUGGCGACGUGGACGCAGAGCUGGAGAAGCUCGACCUGGUCCACUACAUGCCCCCCAUCCCAGAGACCUCAAGCGGGUCGCCCCAGAGUGGUGCCAGCGAGGGGGGCGGGUCGCCCACAAAGGGUGCCGGCGAGGUGGGCCCCCCGGCCCUGGCCCCAAGGCCCCUCAGCCCCACGCGGCUGCAGCCCGUGGUGGCCCCGCAGGCGCACGCGGUCCACGACAUGGAGGAGGUGUUCCGCAUCCGCGCGGAGAUCCCCCGGGCGCUCAAGAGGCGGAGCUCCGUCGACCAGUCCCUGCCGCAGAAGAAGGCGUCCCAGUACCAGCCCAACCAGUACAAGCAUCUCAUCAACAAGCUGUUCCGCCGCACGGGGCGGCAGCGGGCGGGGGAGAAGGGCAGCGACUCCUCCGACGGGGAGGAGACGCUCUCCUCCCCUCCGGAGUCCCCCGCGGUCACACCCUCCCCCGCCUCCCCGGACUACCCCAGCUAUCACUCCAUCCUGCGGCGCAGCAAGAAGCAGAACAGGGCUGUGGGGCGACGGGCGCACCUCAACCCCCUGGUGCUGCUGCUGGACGGGGCCCUGGUCGGGGAGCUGGAGACCGUCCAGAAGGCCGUUCAGGAGAUGAGUGAUCCCAGCCAGCCCAACGACGAGGGCAUCACGGCGCUCCACAACGCCAUCUGUGGAGGCCACUACAACGUCGUGGACUUCCUGGUUCGGAUCGGAGCCAACGUCAGCGCCCCCGACAGCCACGGCUGGACCCCGCUGCACUGCUCGGCCUCCUGCAACGACCGGCCGCUGUGUGAGUUCCUGGUCCGUAACGGGGCCGCCGUCAUGGCAACCACCGAGAGUGACGGGGCCACCGCCGCGCAGAAGUGUGACCCCUACGCCCUCGGCUUCGAGGAGUGUGAGAGCUUCCUCCGAGGUGUGGAGGAGGCGAUGGGAGCCGACAACAGCGGCGUGCUGUACGCCCUGUGGAGCUACCAGGGGCAGGCCGCUGACGAGCUGGGCUUCAAUGAGGGGGACAUGGUGACCAUCCUGCAGAAGGCCCAGGGGGUGGACUGGUGGUGGGCCUCGCUCUGCGGCCGCGAGGGGUUUGUGCCCAACAACUACUUUGGGCUCUUCCCAAAGGUCCGUCCUAAGUCUCUGUGUUGAUGCGUCUCUCUGGGCUCACGGAUCAGAGGACGACGUUGUCUCAUCUGGUGUUCUACACCAUUUCCCUCCACCAGGGGGAGCCAGGGAGUUAGGCCUGGCCUUUACGAGUGGCCAGGCGGACAGGUAGACACGUGGACAAGGGGAGGGACUUCAACUGGUCUGCAACUGCUGCAAUUACGAGGAGCACAAGAAGAGGGGUGCGACUGUGCGUAGGGCGUUUCGUUGAUAGCCAGUGGGGAGAAAUAGUAAAGUGUCUAAAACUAAUGUUAAAAUCCAUCUAGUGACGCCUCACAAGUUGUCUGUGCGAACUAAAAUAAAUGUUUAAGUGUCUGUUGUGUACUUUUGAUUGUAACCGGAGAUAUUAACCGCGCCAGACGGACUGGAUCAGUUAGUGACCGGACCAGUCUAGCCUGUAAGGGAAGGGAGUGGGUUCAAUCCGACAGGGGUGGCCAGAUGAAUCACAGCUUCACACUAAAAGUCCCGAUAACAUAGAAAUUACUUUACUUUGUACUUUGAUGGCAGAACUUGCCUUCACCUUUAUGUAGAGGUGUAGUUUAAAUGUAUCCUUCAGCAUGGCCAACAACCUGGUUGCUUCAUACAAUGACACUCUUUUAACAGCUGUGAAGAGAACUUAUUCACCUGGUGGCCAUACUGGGGUAGUUGGGUGGGUAAACCUAUUUUAGAGGCUUCGAAAAUCAUGGCAACUCAAUGAAUCUAUUUCUAGAUCUGCAUUCCAUUUUAAAUUAGUUUGGCAAACCAUUUAGGUAGCCUUAAGAAUAAAUAUCCAUUGUGUCCACAGAGCCCCAAUGAUUCUAGAAGGUUUACCCACCCAACUGACCAACAUGGCCAACGCUUUUCACAGUUUAGUCUGUUUUUUUCUGAUAUUGAAAAUGUACAGCUCUGAUCUGAUGGAUUUCAACCUCUCUAUUUUGCUCAAUAUAGCAAUCGUUUAUGUGUAUGAAUCUGAAUCUUGUUGAAUAAAUAUAUAUCAGGAAGAAUGUGUAUUUUGACCUCCGGCAGCCUUUUUUACGGGCACAGAAAUACUCAGUAUCCUGUCCAAGUUCUCCAUUGAGGGUUCAUGUAUUUUAGUACAUUUAAAAAAUAAACGUGUUGAUGAUGAAUACAUUCCAAA